AACUAUUUAAACCAUCAAAUUCCAUUCCUCUUUUCAUACAAAAAUUCCAAAUCCAACUUCCAAUUCCCAUUUCUAACCCUUAAGUUUGCGAUGGCCACAGAAGAACCCAUUGUUGCGGUGGAACCUGUUCCCGAACCAACGAUCACCGAACCACCAGCCUCGGAGAAAGAAGAAGCAAAGGUUGAAGCAGAGAAGAAGACGAAGGAAUCCAAACCUAAGAAAGCUUCCAAACCACGAAGUCCUGCUUCUCAUCCUUCUUACGAAGAGAUGAUUAAGGAUGCAAUUGUGACUCUGAAAGAGAGAACAGGUUCAAGCCAAUACGCAAUUGCGAAAUUCAUUGAAGAGAAACACAAACAACAACUUCCUUCAAAUUUCAAGAAGCUAUUGCUUCAGAAUUUGAAGAAGAAUGUUGCUUCUGGUAAACUUGUUAAGGUUAAAGGUUCAUUCAAACUUCCUUCCAAGACGACGAAACCAUCAUCAUCGGUGACUACAGCUUCUCAGGCGAACAAAAAGCCUGCAGCAUCCAAGCCGAAGACAAAGCCAAGUGCCUCUAAGUCAAAGGCUAAAACUGUUGUUAAGCCAAAGGCUGCUUCCAAGCCCAAAACUGCUGCUGUCAAAACCAAAACUACUGUUGCUAAACCCAAACCUGCUGCUGCCAAGUCCAAAGUUGCUGCAAAGCCCAAGGCUGGUGUGAAAGCGAAGCCCAAGGACAAGUCUGCUAAGGUUGCAAGGACAUCGACGAGGACUUCACCAGGGAAGAAAGUACCGAAGAAGGUUGUGGCUGCGAAGAAAGCUCCGGUGAAGAGCGUGAAGCCUAAAAUCGUAAAGUCUCCGGCGAAGAAGGUUUCGGUUAAGAGAGGGGGAAGGAAAUGAGAGUCUAAUAGUAUAAUUGUAGCUUUAACUUUGUAAAGGAAAUGUAAUAGUUUGUAUUUGUUGUCUUUUAAUACAGAUAUAUUUUCUGGUUUUAUUUA
This is a messenger RNA of Trifolium pratense (red clover), 971 nucleotides long. RefSeq names its product histone H1-like. NCBI's taxonomy places the organism in Eukaryota, Viridiplantae, Streptophyta, Magnoliopsida, Fabales, Fabaceae. The transcript has 2 exons. Gene Ontology annotation, biological process: chromosome condensation; negative regulation of DNA recombination; nucleosome assembly. Bases 91 to 873 code for a protein of 260 amino acids. Gene Ontology annotation, cellular component: nucleosome; nucleus. Gene Ontology annotation, molecular function: nucleosomal DNA binding; double-stranded DNA binding; structural constituent of chromatin. The record is from RefSeq and is a predicted model, not a curated record.